This is a messenger RNA of Brachypodium distachyon (stiff brome), 6047 nucleotides long. RefSeq names its product E3 ubiquitin-protein ligase UPL3. The record is from RefSeq and is a predicted model, not a curated record. Bases 179 to 5761 code for a protein of 1860 amino acids. The transcript is spliced from 17 exons. Gene Ontology annotation, biological process: proteasome-mediated ubiquitin-dependent protein catabolic process; protein polyubiquitination. Gene Ontology annotation, molecular function: protein binding; ubiquitin protein ligase activity. NCBI's taxonomy places the organism in Eukaryota, Viridiplantae, Streptophyta, Magnoliopsida, Poales, Poaceae.
UUUCUCCAGUUUCCCCACCGCCUUCGUUCUCCUGGAAUCAAGAAAUCCCCACCGGUUCAGAUCUCCUUCGAUCGCCCAUCCACUCGAUGCUCCCUCCUCCGCCGCCCAUCUCCUAGUCACGCCGCCGCCACCUCCGCCGCCGCCUCCCCAAGGCGGCCGCUGCCUCUCUCCCCUUUGUAUGGAAACGCGCAGCCGCAAGCGGGCGGAAGCCUCGUCGUCUUCCACCACCUCCCCUUCGACCCGCUCUAAGCGCUCCCGCACCAAUCCUAACCCUAGCCCCACAGCCCCCACCUCCAGCCCUGCUCAGGCCACACGCACCCGGCGCUCUGCGGCCUCCAACCCUCCUCCCCCGCCUGCCCCGCAGCCCUCGAUGGACACUCCGGCUGACAACAACCCCAACCCUCCGCCUAGGCGCCGCGGUCGCCCGUCCAACGCGGACAAAGGCAAGGAGCGGCAGCAGCAGCAAGAGCCAUCCGAGAGCUCCCGCUUGCGUGAGGCUGAGCAAAUGCUCGGCCUUAGUUUCGACGGCAUGGAGGAUGACGAUGACGCGGGGCUUGGCUCUGGGGCCUUGCCCCACAGCCUGACUACCGCAAGCAGCGCGUUACAGGGACUGCUUAGGAAGCUUGGUGCUGGUCUGGACGACUACCUUCCGUCCUCAGCACUAUCCGCGGCAGCUGCUGCGUCGUCAUCAGUAUCUGGGCAGCAUGGUGGGCGGCUGAAGAAGAUGCUUGUGGGGCUUCGUGCAGACGGGGAGGAUGGGAAACAGGUGGAGGCACUGACGCAGCUCUGCGAGAUGCUAUCCAUCUGUACCGAAGACUCACUUGGAGCAUUCUCGGUGGACUCCUUUGUGCCUGUCCUGGUCGGGCUGCUCAACCACGAGAGCAAUCCCGACAUCAUGUUGCUAGCAGCACGGGCGCUGACCCAUCUCUGUGACGUGCUUCCGUCAUCUUGUUCUGCUGUUGUGCAUUACGGUGCAGUGCCAUGCUUCUGCGCUCGGCUUCUCACCAUUGAGUACAUGGACCUUGCGGAGCAGUCCUUACAAGCUCUUAAGAAGAUAUCCCAGGAGCAUCCAACUGCCUGUUUGCGGGCUGGCGCGCUAAUGGCAGUGCUAUCAUAUCUUGACUUCUUCUCCACGGGUGUUCAAAGAGUUGCGUUAUCUACAGCUGCUAAUAUUUGUAGGAAGCUUCCUUCUGACGCCUCAGAUUUUGUAAUGGAAGCGGUUCCACUGCUGACAAAUCUUCUGAAUUACCAUGACACAAAAGUGCUGGAACAUGCUUCUGUUUGCCUGACUCGUAUAUCAGAAGCAUUUGCUUCAUCUCCAGAGAAACUGGAUGAGUUGUGCAAUCAUGGAUUGGUUGCACAAGCUGCUGGCUUAGUCUCUGUUAGCAACUCAGCUGGACAAGCAUCACUGAGUACAGCAACAUAUACGGGGGUAAUUCGUCUUCUGUCAAUAUGUGCAAGUGGAUCUCCAUUAGCAGCUAAAACACUCCUACUCCUUGGAAUUAGUGGCACCAUUAAAGAUAUUCUUUCAGGUUCUGGCUUGGUUGCUGGUAUAACUGUAUCCCCCACUUUAACAAGACCAGCUGAUCAGAUGUAUGAGAUUGUGAACCUUGCAGAUGAAGUGCUUCCUCCUCUACCUGUUGGAACUGUUACUUUGCCAGCACGUUCCCAUGUUUUAAUGAAAGGCUCUGCUGUAAAGAAACCUGCUUCAAUCAAGCAAGAGGAAUCUGGUUCAGUAAAUAAUGAAGUGUCAGGUCGGGAGAAGUUAUUGCGUGAUCAGCCUCAACUUCUGCAGCAAUUUAGUAUGGACAUAUUACCUAUCAUGACACAGGUGUAUGGCUCCAGUGUAAAUGGACCAAUACGGCAUAGAUCCUUGUCUGUCAUUGCAAAAUUAAUGUAUUAUAGCUCAGCUGAAAUGAUCAAAUUUCUCCUUGGCACAACAAACAUAUCCAGCUUUUUAGCUGGCAUGUUAGCUUCGAAAGAUCCACAAGUGCUGGUCCCUGCUCUUCAGAUAGCUGAAAUUCUGAUGGAAAAGCUUCCUGGGACAUUUUCAAAGAUGUUCGUGAGGGAAGGUGUUGUUCAUGCUGUAGAGUCACUUACAUGCCUGGAAAUCUCAAGUCCAAUGCCUUCUCAAGUAUCACUGCCGGACAAUGAUAUUGAUUCUGGAACAUGCACAUCUUCACGUUCAAGACGUAGCCGUCGUCGCAGCAGUGCUGUGAAUACUGAAAAUAAUUCCUUGGAUGAAUCAAAGGGUUCCCAUCCUAUUAUGGCCAAUUCCCCACCAAGCACGCUAGAGAAUCCAAAUACUAGUCUUCGUGCUGCAGUUAGCGAUCGUGCAAAGUCAUUCAAGGAUAAGUACUUCCCUUCUGGCCCUGGCUCAAGUGAUACUGCAGUUACUGAUGACCUUUUGAAACUAAGGGCACUUUGUGCAACAUUAAAUACCACUGCUGACACUGUCAAAACAAAAGCUAAAGGGAAAUCAAAGUCUCUAGGGGGGGAUGAUUUUGACAUCUUAAGCGAUGUCGAGAAGCAUUUAGACGACAUCGUAGCUGAAAUAUUGUCUGAGCUUAGCAAGGGGGAUGGUGUUUCCACGUUUGAGUUCAUUGGGAGUGGAGUUAUUGAAACAUUGCUUAAUUAUUUGUCUUGUGGAACAUUUGGAAGGGAAAAGGUGUCUGAAGCAAACCUACCAAAGUUACGUCGUCAGGCACUCAGACGUUAUAAAUCAUUUAUAUAUGUUGCCCUUCCAAAUGAUGCCGUGGGAAAUAGAACUCCAAUGGCAUUCUUAGUUCACAAGCUGCAAAGUGCGCUGUCUUCGUUGGAGCGCUUCCCGGUUGUGAUUAGCCAUUCUGGAAGGACAUCCAGUUUGGGAGGAUCUCGUCAGUCCUCUGGAUUGAGUGCACUAUCGCAGCCCUUCAAGUUGCGUCUUUGUCGAGCACAGGGCGAAAAAUCACUUAAGGAUUAUUCAUCUAAUAUUGUUCUUAUUGAUCCCUUGGCAAGUCUAGCAGCAGUUGAAGAAUUCCUUUGGCCUAGAGUCCAGCGUAAUGAGUCAAUAUCGUCUGCUGCAGUGUCAUCUGCGAAGAAUUCUGAAUCUGUCACACCUGAUACACCAGCACCUGUGCCUUCAUCAACUCCAUCUGUCCGGCGGCCCUCAACUAGGUCGAAGUCAUUGGCUGCUGCUAGUUGUGCAGCCAAGAAGGAUUCUCAGGAUGGGAGCAUAAACACAUCCAAGGGAAAAGGUAAAGCUGUUGUACAAUCGACUACGGAUGAACCAAAAGGACUACGAUAUACUAGGGCUGCUGCUAGCAGAAAAGCUGCUCCAGAGAAAGAUGCAGAAGUGAAACUACCACAUGGUCAAAGUAGCUCAGAGGAUGAAGAGCUUGAUGCGUCUCCCUUUGAGGAUGAAGAUGCUGUGAUGAUUGAUGAUGACAAUGAUGAUGUUUCAGAUGAUGAUCAUGAGGUUCUACGCGGGUCUCAUCCUCUCCGUGUUCCAGAUAGAGUGCACGAUGUAAAACUGGGAGAUGGUCAUGACUCUAGUACCGCUUCAAUAGCAAAUGAUAACCAGAUACAACCGUCAUCUGGUUCCACCAUGAAAGAUACUAAUAGUAGCAGGGGGUCAGGUGCUGCUGAAUUUAGAAACCCAAGCAUGCUUGGUUCACGGGGUGCGAUGUCGUUUGCUGCAGCUGCCAUGGCUGGGCUUGCUUCUGCAGGUAGUCGUGGUAUCAGAGGUAGUCGAGAUAGGCAUGGCCUAUCAUUUGGAACUAGUGCAAAUGAUCAUAACAAAUUGAUAUUUGCAGCUGGUGGUAAGCAGCUUAGCAAACAUUUGACCUUAUAUCAAGCUAUGCAACGCCAAGUAGUUCAUGAUGAGGAUGAUGAAGAAAGGUCAGGUGGUUCUGAUUUACCCAAUGAUGGAAGCCGUUUCUGGAGUGAUAUAUUCACUAUAACAUAUCAGAAGGCUGAUAACGAAGUGGAUAUGAAAGGUUCGGCUUCAGUUCUGAAAUCUUCGAAAUCAGAUUUUUCUGGAGCUACAUCAGAAGUACAAUGUACUUCUCUUCUUGAUAGCAUUUUGCAAGGAGAACUUCCUUGUGAUUUUGAGAAGUCAACCCAGACGUACAAAAUUUUAGCACUGUUGCGUGUAUUGGAGGGUUUGAAUCAGUUAUCUCCUCGUCUGAGACUACAGGCAAGCUGUGAUGAUUUUGCAGAGGGAAAAGUUGCUACCCUGGAUGGUUUAUCUGGAAUUGGAGCUAAGGUGCCCUCAGAGGAGUUUGUCAGCAGUAAGUUGACACCAAAGCUUGCUCGGCAAAUUCAGGAUGUUCUUGCACUCUGCAGUGGUAGUUUACCUUCUUGGUGUUAUCAGAUGACCAAAGCUUGUCCAUUUCUGUUUCCUUUUGAAACAAGAAGACAACACUUCUAUUCCACGGCUUUUGGGCUAUCUCGGGCAUUGAAUCGCCUUCAGCAACAACAGGGUGAGAAUAACAACUUAGCUACUGAAAGAGAAGUCCGGGUUGGUAGGUUGCAACGCCAGAAAGUUCGUGUUUCUCGCAACCGUAUCUUGGAUUCUGCUGCCAAAGUUAUGGAAAUGUUCUCCAGUCAGAAGGCUGUUCUCGAAGUUGAAUACUUUGGUGAAGUUGGAACUGGACUUGGUCCAACUUUGGAGUUUUAUACCCUUUUGAGUCAUGACCUGCAAAGGGUUGGCUUGGGAUUAUGGAGAUCUGAUUCUCCACAUGAUUCUGAUAGUUUAGAAGCUAAAAAGCAUGAUUCUGCUGAGAGAAGGAACUUGAUACAAGCACCUCUUGGCUUAUUUCCUCGACCUUGGCCUUCUACUACUGUUUCUUCUGAGGGUAGUAAAUUUUUCAAAGUUGUUGAGUAUUUUCGCUUAGCUGGUCGAGUCAUGGCAAAAGCAUUGCAAGAUGGAAGGCUUAUGGAUUUGCCUUUGUCAACAGCAUUUUAUAAACUUCUACUUGGACAAGAACUUGAUUUGUAUGACAUACUAUCUUUUGAUACCGAGUUUGGAAAGAUAUUACAAGAGUUGCAAGUUCUUGUUGAACGCAAGCGAUUUCUGGAGUCCUGUGAUCUCAAUCAACAAGUACGAGAUUUGUGUUUCCACGGGUCUCCUAUUGAAGAUUUAUGCUUAGAUUUUACUCUUCCGGGUUAUCCUGAUUAUGUUCUGAAGGAAGGCAAAGAAAAUACAUUGGUUUGCAUUUACAACUUAGAAGAGUACAUUUCUUUGGUAGUGGAUGCUACUAUUAAGACUGGAAUAAUGCGUCAAAUAGAAGCAUUCAAAGCUGGAUUUAAUCAGGUAUUUGACAUGUCAUCUCUCCAAAUAUUUUCUCCUCAAGAGCUUGACUAUCUCAUUUGUGGUCGUCGGGAGCUUUGGGAGCCAGAGACACUGGUGGAACAUAUAAAAUUCGACCAUGGUUAUACCUCAAAGAGUCCUGCAAUUGUCAAUGUACUUGAGAUUAUGGCCGAAUUUACUCUGGAGCAACAACAUGCGUUUUGCCAAUUUGUGACGGGUGCUCCUCGGCUUCCACCUGGUGGCCUGGCUGCCUUAAAUCCUAAGCUGACUAUUGUUAGGAAGCACUCCUCUACUUCGCAGAAUAACUCAAAUACAGCUGGAGCAACAGAGACUGCGGAUGAUGAUUUGCCCAGUGUCAUGACUUGUGCUAAUUAUCUUAAACUUCCCCCAUACUCGACCAAGGAAGUUAUGCACAAGAAAUUGCUUUAUGCUAUCAACGAAGGCCAGGGGUCAUUUGAUCUUUCAUAGGUUCAAAACUAACAUAUAGAUAUUGGUGCCCCUAUAAAUGUGCACCAAUUUUUAUCCACAGUUAGUUUUUCUGUGUCCUGUAUAACAUAGCUUGAGCCACCCCUAUCGCGGAAUGUCUGGAGACCGGAUCUUGGGGUGUGUACGCGCGCGCCUAUGAUGUUCUCGGCGUAUUUCGUUUCUUUUUUGCUGGUCUCUUUCAAUUGUAUAUUCUUACUGAUCUUAUAGUGGUUAAGACAUUUGUCUUGGUUUGUUUUACUUUAUUUUACCGUAUACUCCAUUAUCGUGA